AUGUUAAUACAUUUCAUAAUCUCUGUUGUUUUAACAUUUUCUUUCACACAAUCAUUUAUUUUUGCACUUCAUUUACAUGGACAAUAUUCAACUAAUGAAUUUUUUCGAUUAUUAACUAAAUUUGGUAUACAAAAAACUGAUCAACAUCGCCCAGAGGAUACAUUUGGUUAUAUAUAUGGUAAUAUAACGCUUGAUUGUUCAACAAAUAAUUGUUCAACAACAAAAACAAUUUUGUUUCUUAUUCUUGAUUACGAUUACUUUUUACCGUUAUAUAAAAAACAACGUUCACAAUCAUGUUCGGAUAUGAUGAAACAAAUACAAACAAUAGCAUUUCACAGACAAUGUCAUGAACAAGGUACAGAAGAUUUUUGGCGGCAUGUGCCAUGCCAACAAGAUCAAUUGUGUUAUGAUGAAGAUCAACCGAAAAAUGUAAUACAUAAUCAACAAUUUACAUUUAAAAUUCGUGACAUUAAUCAACCAAGAUUUUGGUAUCUAAGUUUAAUAUCAUGCUAUUGGCACCCAGUAACUUGUCAAUGGGAGAAAGUUGAUGAUAAUUUGCGAAUAAAUUAUGACGUUUGGAUUGUAAAUGGCAAUCCAGAAGCAGAACAUCGCGAUAACCGUUUUGAAUAUCAUUUUUCAUUUGAUAUGUUCGAUCUCGUUGAAGUAUAUUCUGUUUGUAUAUUAUUAUAUCUAUUUAUUCCAUUACCCUUUCUUAUAAUUAAAAUGCGUUCAUCAUUCGAUUUCAAACAUCCAAUCGUAUUAUCAUACUUUUUAUUUCAAUUGUUAUUCUUUAUUGGUAAUACAUUUAAUUUAAUGCAUUAUUUUAUUUUUGCUUAUAAUGGCAUUGGUGUUUAUGUAUUAAUUCAUAUUGGAAAUUUACUUACAAUUAUUGGUGAAUCAAUUCUUAUUCUUCUACUUUUAUUCAUUGCUAAAGGUUGGCUAGUGAACACACCGGUACUGCGUCAAGGGAAGAAAACAGUCAUGUUAUUUGUUCUCUACACAAUAGCUUGUUGUUCUUGUUAUAUAUUAAGUAUAAUGACGAUAAAUUCAGUAACGGAUUCGAAUCAUUAUCAAACAUUUGCAAAUUAUUUUUCACUCUUAUUUCGUUGUUUUGUUAUGCUUUUAUUUGUAUUCGAAUUAAAAGAAACGACACAAGAAGAAAAACUUUUAGAAAAACUACAAUUUUUUCAUCAUUUCGGUGCAUGUUGUAUGGUUUGGUUUAUUUAUCCAACAGCUUUAAUAUUUAUAAUGUCGUUUAUUACAGAACUUUAUCGAGUUAAAUUAAUAAUAAGUGUCGUUACCUUAGUCAACUUUUUAAGUAUAUUAAUUAUUUCCUAUAUACUUUUUUCUCCAAAAACAUUUAUAAAUCUACCGAAAAUACCUUUCAUCAAGCAUGACGGUGAAAAAUUGAAUAAAACAACUGAUAAAAAUGGUUAUCAUAAGACAAUGCUAACGGAGCAGGAUGAGGAUGAUGAAGAACAAGAAGAAAUUGAAAUUUACGGACCAUCACAUCUGUUACUAAACACUUCAACGCAACGGAGCUGA
Molecule: messenger RNA, 1545 nt
Organism: Rotaria socialis
Lineage: Eukaryota; Metazoa; Rotifera; Eurotatoria; Philodinida; Philodinidae
Source: the annotation of a GenBank genome assembly